GGCAACUCCUGAGCUUUUGAAACCAAGUUUUUCGAGACCGUUUUUUCUAUCUUUCUUUUUUCCCCUAAGCAACGGCAUCGUUUGCGAGCCGUUUUGCACCGCGAGCGACUUCCCUGUGUGACUCCUUCCCGCUGGUCUCGAAUUGGGUAUCAGCAAACCCAAACGAGCAAGGCAACUGACCCGACUAUUUCGCGUCCAGUUUAUUAACUGCCAAGACCGCUUCUCUUUAUUCGACCGACCAACGUCAACAAAAAGGCGUCAUAGAUCCAUCCGUCAUCCAACGAUUGAUCCCGACAUUACUAGAUAUCCAGAGAAUCAGUGUCGGAUUACUCUUGUCUCCUGGGCAUUCUUCUACUCGGGCGAUUGCCGUAAACCAUGGCAUACCACGGCAGGGGGGAUGGCUUUGAGGGCCAUCCCAUGCAGGAUUUGAACGCGCACCACGGUCAGCACGACCAAGAUGAGGCAGGAGCCGCGCUUCUCAACCAGAAUCAGGUUUACGACCAAGAUCGCCUGGGUGCUCACACUCCCCCAGUUCGGCCCGUUUCAGCAUACAGCUUGACCGAGUCGUAUGCUCCGGGAGCCGGCACAACACGGGCGGGCAUCGGCGUCAACCCAACCCCGCCUCCUCUCGGAGGCAACGAAUAUGCCGGUGCCCCAGGCUACUAUCGGCCCGAGUUCGCGGCGGAUCCGGCCUAUCGGAUGUCCUCGGUUGACGCCGACGAGAGUUGGAUCCGGCGGCAGAACCCGAACGCCGCCCCGGCUGGCGGUCUAAAGCGCUACGCUACCAGGAAGGUCAAGCUCGUUCAGGGCUCCGUCCUGAGCAUCGACUACCCCGUUCCCAGCGCCAUCAGAAAUGCUGUGCAGCCGCGGUAUCGUGACGAGGAAGGCAACAAUGAGGAGUUCCUCAAGAUGCGAUACACGGCAGCUACUUGCGAUCCCAACGACUUCACACUCAAAAACGGCUACGACUUACGGCCCCGCAUGUAUAACAGACAUACGGAGUUACUGAUUGCCAUCACCUACUACAACGAAGACAAGGUUCUGUUGUCGAGAACGUUGCACGGUGUCAUGCAGAACAUCAGGGAUAUCGUGAACCUGAAGAAGUCGUCCUUCUGGAAUCGGGGCGGCCCGGCCUGGCAAAAGAUUGUCGUCUGCCUCGUUUUCGACGGUAUUGAAAAGGCGGACAAGAACGUGCUCGACGUGCUAGCCACCAUCGGUGUGUACCAGGAUGGUGUCGUCAAGAAAGAUGUCGACGGAAAUGAGACUGUUGCUCACAUAUUCGAGUACACGACCCAGUUGUCAGUAACGCCAAAUCAGCAGCUCAUCCGCCCCGUGGACGACAGCCCGCAGACGCUGCCUCCGGUACAAUUCAUUUUCUGCCUCAAGCAGAAGAACAGCAAGAAGAUCAAUUCGCAUCGCUGGCUGUUCAAUGCCUUCGGCCGCAUCUUGAACCCCGAGGUGUGCAUUUUGCUCGAUGCAGGCACGAAGCCCAGUCCCAAGUCGCUGCUCGCCCUCUGGGAAGGUUUUUACAACGACAAGGACCUUGGCGGUGCCUGUGGUGAAAUCCACGCAAUGUUGGGCAAGGGCGGAAAGAAGUUGCUUAACCCUCUGGUCGCCGUGCAGAAUUUCGAGUACAAGAUCUCCAACAUUCUGGACAAGCCGUUGGAGAGCGCAUUCGGGUACGUUAGCGUCUUGCCUGGUGCCUUCUCGGCGUACCGUUUCAGGGCCAUUAUGGGUCGGCCUCUGGAGCAGUACUUCCACGGCGACCACACCCUGUCCAAAAUUCUGGGCAAGAAGGGUAUCGAGGGUAUGAACAUCUUCAAGAAGAACAUGUUCUUGGCCGAGGAUCGUAUUCUCUGCUUUGAACUUGUCGCGAAGGCAGGCCAGAAGUGGCAUCUGAGCUACAUCAAGGCGGCCAAGGGCGAGACGGAUGUGCCCGAAGGCGCCCCCGAGUUUAUCAGCCAGCGUCGUCGAUGGCUGAACGGUUCAUUCGCAGCCAGUUUGUACUCGCUCAUGCACUUCGGGCGCAUGUACAAGAGCGGUCACAACAUCCUGCGGAUGUUCUUUUUCCACAUCCAACUCAUCUACAACGUCCUAAACGUUAUCUUCACCUGGUUCUCUCUGGCUUCGUAUUGGCUCACAACAAGUGUCAUUAUGGACCUCGUCGGCACACCGGUGCCCGCCUCCAGCUCGUCAUCGGAACAUCACGCCUGGCCUUUUGGGGACACGGUAACGCCCUUCUUCAACGCGGUGCUGCAGUAUAUCUACCUGGCGUUCGUCAUCCUGCAGUUUAUCUUGGCGUUGGGCAACCGGCCCAAGGGGUCCAAGUACACGUACAUCUUCUCGUUCAUCGUAUUUGCGAUCAUCCAGACAUAUGUCAUCAUCCUCUCAGCGUACCUGGUGGCGCGGGCCUUCGACACGCCUCUAGCCGAUCAGAUCAAUUUCGACUCUGCACAGAACGCGCUCCAAUCGCUGUUUGCCGGCGAGGGCGCGGCAGGCGUCAUCCUGGUGGCUCUGAUUACCAUCUAUGGUCUCUACUUCCUGGCCUCCUUCUUGUACCUGGACCCAUGGCACAUGUUCCAUUCGUUCCCCUAUUACAUGCUGCUCAUGUCGACGUACAUCAACAUUCUGAUGGUGUACGCCUUCAACAACUGGCACGACGUGUCUUGGGGUACCAAGGGCUCGGACAAGAAUGACGCACUGCCAUCGGCUGAAGUCCAGAAGGGCGAGAAGGGCGAGGUUGUUGUUGAGGAAAUUGAGAAGCCCCAGGAAGACAUCGAUCAGAUGUUUGAGCAGACGGUUAGGAGAGCUCUGGCGCCGUUCAAGGAGGAGGACAAGCCGGAGCCCAAGGAUCUCGAGGACUCGUACAAGUCUUUCAGAACCAUGCUGGUUGUGUCAUGGCUGUUUUCCAACUGUUUGCUGGCAGUUGUUAUCACCAGUGACAACUUCAACUCUUUCGGCAUCGGGAAAACCGCGACCGCGCGGACUGCCUGGUUCUUCCGAUUCCUGCUCUAUGCCACCGCCGCCCUCUCGAUCGUCCGCUUCAUCGGCUUCCUCUGGUUCCUUGGCAGGACCGGCAUCAUGUGCUGCUUUGCCCGGCGUUAAAGUGAGGCGUCCAGCGGCGGGUGCUGGAGCCAGUGUGAAUUGUCAGAUACCCUGUAUAUCGAGUACCGGGCCCUAUUUCUCCCUCUAUCUGGGCAAACUGGGGACGAGGUUGAUUUUGAUUUUCUCGCCUUCCAAGCGGAAGAGCGAGCGAGCAAGACAGAUCUCACAUCAUACAGGUGUCCUUCCAGAGUUGCGGAUGGUCGUUUUCACUGUUGGGAUACUUGUGAGGAUAAAAUAACGGGGCAUUUACCGGAGGCGUUCUCUUCGUUGAUUUCGUUUACUUAAUGGGAUAUCCGGUUUACAUG
This is a messenger RNA of Canariomyces notabilis, 3410 nucleotides long. Its product is annotated as glycosyltransferase family 2 protein. Gene Ontology annotation, cellular component: cell septum; cell periphery. The record is from RefSeq and is a predicted model, not a curated record. The transcript is spliced from 4 exons. Gene Ontology annotation, molecular function: chitin synthase activity. The coding region runs from base 376 to 3105 and encodes 909 amino acids. Lineage: Eukaryota; Fungi; Ascomycota; Sordariomycetes; Sordariales; Chaetomiaceae.